Mesocricetus auratus (golden hamster) is the source of this 955-nucleotide messenger RNA. It is a transcript of the gene Il17f, whose product is annotated as interleukin 17F. Lineage: Eukaryota; Metazoa; Chordata; Mammalia; Rodentia; Cricetidae. Bases 1 to 468 code for a protein of 155 amino acids. The record is from RefSeq and is a predicted model, not a curated record. Gene Ontology annotation, biological process: inflammatory response. Gene Ontology annotation, molecular function: cytokine activity. Gene Ontology annotation, cellular component: extracellular region. The transcript has 3 exons.
AUGGCGGUCAAGUGCCUGCUGCUGCUGAUGUUGGGGCUUGCCAUCCUCAGGGAGGUAGCAGCUCGCAAAAACCCCAAAGCCCCAGGGGCUCUGGUCCCUCAGAAGGCUGGGAAUUGCCCCCCUCUGGAGGAUAACAGUGUGAGAGUUGACAUUCGCAUCUUCAGUCAAAACCAGGGCAUUUAUGUCUCACAGGACUUCCAAAACCGCUCCAGCUCCCCGUGGGAUUACAACAUCACCCGAGACCCCCACCGGUUCCCCUCAGAGAUUGCUGAGGCUCAGUGCAGAUAUUCAGGCUGCAUCAAUGCACAGGGACAGGAAGACAGCUCCAUGAACUCCGUUGCCAUCCAGCAAGAAAUCCUGGUCCUCAGGAGGGAGCCCCAGGGCUGUUCUAAUUCCUUCAGGCUGGAGAAGAUGCGGGUGAAAGUUGGCUGCACCUGUGUGGCUCCCAUCGUCCACCGCGCAGCCUGACAAAGCUACGCAUCAGACUCAGUUGAAGAAACUGAGUGAAUGCCUCUCUUUAUCCAGUGCUCUGCAAAAAGCCUGAUGGCCAAGUCUCUCUGCCUCCUAGGAUUCUUAGUAAGAUGUUCCUGGCAUUCUUGAAGCUCUGUAUUAGCUAUAGUGUUAACUUUCUGGCAUGCUUUAGAAUUGUGACUAGUCCUGAUAUGUUCCAAUGCCUUAACCUUCUGAAACUGAAGGAGAAUUACAGCACCCUUGGCCCAACCUCUUUAUGUUACAUGAUGACCGUAUUUUUUUUGUAUCAAUACUGUCACUUUCAUACAGUAUCGUUCUUGUAGAGUUCAAUGAUGGAAAGGAAGAAAACACAUUCAGAAUGUUUGGGAGGAGGCUGUGUGGGAUGGGCUGGAUCAGCAAAAAUGGGGCAGGGAUCUGCUAUAUGUGUCCAUUGAAAGUUUGCUACACAUAAAGGAGGGUGGCAUAAACUAUUAUGUAUUUAUAU